Erythranthe guttata (spotted monkey flower) is the source of this 2800-nucleotide messenger RNA. Its product is annotated as DDT domain-containing protein. Lineage: Eukaryota; Viridiplantae; Streptophyta; Magnoliopsida; Lamiales; Phrymaceae. The record is from RefSeq and is a predicted model, not a curated record.
AUGGUUACACACACACGUCAGUCAGUCUUCACUGGCGUAAAAGCGUAGCAUCACCGCCUCCUCGUAUUUCUUCUCCUUUGCCCCCGCUCUCUAUAAAUAUAUAUAUAUAUAUAUACACGCACAUUACACACAAACGCACACACAUAUAUAUAUAUACCAUCAAAACCCUCACAAUCGACACCUCAAUCCAAUCGAUUUCUUCUCCCAGGUUAUGGGAUUGAAAUUUGAAGGAAUUUGAGAGCGGAGAAGACUGAAGAGAUGCCUCUUUAUAAAAGAAAGCCAUUUGAUUUGGUUGGAAAGCCUGAGGAUUUAAAGCCUCAAGAGCUUGUCUUUCAAAUUCGAUUCACAAAAGAAAUUUUCAGAAGUUACAAUGAAUAUUUGAAGAGAAUCAACUUCUAUCGCAAAAGAGUAUGGACAUGCAAAGCUACGGGGAAGGGCAAUUUGACCUAUGAAGAGGCCUUGGAUUCGGAAGAAAAAGCUUCAAUAAGAAUACAAAGUAUUCCCAUCGAAUACAUAGCUCCUGUUCUUCGUGAUGUACAAUUCAGCAUGCUGAAUUUAAAGGAUCUGGUCAAUUCAAUCGCUGCGAAACUAGAAGGUCCAUUUUCGGAGGGUGCUGAAUUAUAUGGAAGGAAGGAUGGACGUUUACAUCUGUGCAAAGUUGUAAAAGUCGUUGAGGGUACUCACAAAACACAAUACGAGGUCGAAUGGCUCAGAAGCAGCGAGAAGACAUUAUUAAAUGGCGAUGAGUUGACUGGAAAGAGUCUGCCGUUUAGUAAACGGGUUCUCAAGGCUUUUAUUAAAGACUCAACUUGUCGUAGUCUCCCUUGGGUUUUACAUGAAAAUUUAGCGAAGAAGCAUGGGAUCAAAACUUCUCCUUCCGGGGAACUAAAUUUGAAAUUUUCCAUGCAGAAUGGACUCCUAGUUUGUAGUAGGAAGAGGAAGAAAAGUGAAGAGACGCCAAGUGACAAGGAGAUCAAGGUAUAUCAUCGAAGGAAUCAGUUAUCAUCUCAGCUCCCUUGGUAUUCGAAGAUUGCCAAUGGAGCGAAUGAAAAUCAAGAAGAUCAAUCCAUUAAGUACCCCAUUGAGGACCUGCUAGUGCAACCUUCUGAGGAAGAUCGACUUUUGAUGGAAAGGCCGAAUCCUUGCAGUGAUUUCAAUGUGCCUAUGGUUUGCGUAGGGGAUCUUUUGAUGGUGUGGGAUUUCUGUGCUUCUUUUGGCAGGCUGUUGAACUUAUCCCCUUUCUCCCUUGAAGACUUUGAGAAUUCCCUUUGCUAUAGAGACAGCACUCCGUUGCUCGUUGUGGAAUCCUACUCCGCUCUUCUUCAUUUGCUUGUAAAGGACAACGGGAAGUUCUCGAUUGUAGUAGAAAACAAGAAAAGGAAGCCAAAGAUUACACAGAUUACCUGGACUGAAUAUCUAUGUGAUUUCAUGGAAACUUUUUGUACCGAGGACUUAUUGAUGCACAUAAGUACUAUAAAGCGAGGUCAUUAUGGUAUAUUGGAGAUUAGUGUGAAACUGGCGAUUUUCCGUGAACUGGUUGCUCAAGCUUUGGAGACAGAUAUUGUGAAGGAAAAGUUGGAUGAGUACAUUGAAGAAAGACAGGCACUUGCUGCUGCACGGAGAGAUGAAGCACUGGACGAAGGUAGAAAGAGAAGAGAAGAAAAGGAGCGUCGAAAGUCAGAAGCUAAUGGCAAGGAAGUUAUUCAAGAGAAAAGUAAUGGGAAAGGGAACAAUUCAUCUGGGAACAGUGAUAAUGAACAAGGAGAUUCCAAGAAGAAUUCUAAGAAACGGAAGGUUGAAGCCAACACCUUUUUAGAGGAUGUUAAUCAUGCCUCUAAGAGAGAUAUCCACAAAUUGAUGAAAAAUGAAGUCAAGGAAUCAUUAGAGAUGAAGAGUGUCGAAGAAAGGAAAGAAUUUCUUGAGCAGGAGAUUGAGAAGAGAGUUAUACGCAAUAACCCAUUAGGCAAAGAUAGAAACUAUUGCAGAUAUUUGUUUUUUCGACGCGAUGGACGAAUAUUCGUUGAGAGUUCUAACUCCACGCAGUGGGGAUAUUACCGAACCAAGGAGGAGCUUGAUGCUUUGAUUGGCUCGUUGAACACAAAAGGUGAACGGGAGAGGGCUCUAAAGAAACAGCUGCUGAAAUUUUACAAUAGAAUAUGCCUGGGAAUUGAGAAAAGAUCAGAGAAAAUGCAGGCAACGGUCGAAAUGGAAGAGUCUCUGGUUCGAAGAUCAACUCGUGUUAGGGCCCCACCAAAUGAAAACCGAACGCUUUCAUUCCUCAAGUAUGCCAACAAGUGGAAAGAUGUAUAAUUGUUUGACUAGAGAGCGAGGUACAGAUGAAACUAGCCACCAGGUUAAGUUGGGAAACAGUAAACGGGGUAGAAUCGAAUCAUUGCUAUCCUGUUAGAAAAAGAAAAAAAACCGUAGUGAGUGAGUUAUAUUGAUUGGGAUGCAAUAGAUAGCCAAUACAUAAUUCUUUUAUUGGAACGGAAUUUUAUGAAUCUUGGGCGCGAACGACUUCGUCUUUAGUGGAAUUUUGCUAAUAAGACCCCAUUAGUUGGCCCAACAUGUAGUUGCUAUUCUUUAUGUUUGUGAAUUAUUUUCUCCCGGGUACAUUUUUUCGGUCAUGCUAUUGCCUUUCGUUUCUUUUUUCGUUUUUUUUAAAAUAUUUUUUAUUUCUCUUCUGAGUUUCAAAUUCUAUGGUAUUGAUUUUAGAAGUGUAAUGGCAUUUUUGUUUUCUGUAUAAAGUUCCCAUGCAAAGACAUUUUUUGUGCUGUCCAAGUGUUUUUUUAGUGCACGA